UCCCACCAACGCAGAAGCAAGCUUCUUUUCUUAUAUAUAGAGUCUUCUCAAUAUAUAGUGGCCUAUGUAACUAGUGGAUUGUAGGUAAAGAAGAAGAAUAUGACUAAUAGCAAGAAAGUUUAUAUAUGGUUGUUGGUUUUGUUCAUGGCAAAUGGAUGGUGGUGCUGCUAUUGUUGUUGGAAUGAAGAAAGGACUGCUCUAUUGCAGCUCAAGGCAAACAUAAAAUACAGUACCGGCUACGACUAUUUGUCAUCGUGGGGGGCUAAUGAAACAGCGGAAUGUUGUCAAUGGGAAGGAAUUGUUUGCAGCAACAACACCAGAAGAGUCAUAGAGUUGUCUUUUGGUGUCAAGAACAUUAGUCAAGAAGAACAACUUAGUACUCUUAAUGGUACAUAUACUGAUGAUAUUUUGAGAAACUGGCUUUUUAAUGCAUCUUUGUUUGUUCCCUUCAAAAAUCUCAAGGCUUUGCUCCUCCCCGGACAUUCAUUGGCUGGUUGGGUGAAGAAUGAAGGUUUUGAGAAACUGAGACGACUGAGAAAACUGGAAGUACUUGAUUUGUCAGGGAACAAUUUUAAUUGCAGCAUCCUUGAGUCUAUUAGUGGACUUUCAUCUCUCAAGUCAUUGAACCUCUCGCACAACCAAAUUAGAUCAGGUUCCGACAUACGGUUCACAUACAACAAAACUGGAUCAGCUGGUUCUGAGAGAUUGUCCGGGUUAGACAAGCUCGAAAUACUAGAUUUGAGCUAUAACAAUCUAGAGGGUGAAAAUGUUCUCUCUGCUCUAGUGCUAAAUACUUCUAGGACGGCAUUGAAGAAGCUCGAUCUAAGGUACAACAGAUUCCAGAGUUUUAUACCAAAUGAAGGUACAUGUAAUUCUGGAAGAUUCUUCUUUCAGUUGAUUUUAUGGUUCGGGGUCCUUGCUUGCUGCACAAAGUGGCUCUGAUACCAUUUGUAACGGCCAAACCCACUGUUGACAUUGUCCGCUCUGGGCCCAGACCCACCUCCCUAGAGUGAGGUGGGCCUGUUUACUUAUAUACCAAUAUCCCUCCUGUGUUUUGCCGAUGUGGGACUCCUUAUACUAAGAUUGGGUGUUACACCAAAUGAACUACAUUC
Molecule: messenger RNA, 1112 nt
Organism: Capsicum annuum
Lineage: Eukaryota; Viridiplantae; Streptophyta; Magnoliopsida; Solanales; Solanaceae
Product: receptor-like protein 15
Exons: 4
Coding region: 100-942 (280 amino acids)
Molecular function (GO): protein binding
Source: RefSeq, a predicted model, not a curated record